Messenger RNA from Anopheles maculipalpis, 1200 nucleotides. RefSeq names its product odorant receptor 43a-like. Gene Ontology annotation, biological process: detection of chemical stimulus involved in sensory perception of smell; sensory perception of smell. The record is from RefSeq and is a predicted model, not a curated record. Lineage: Eukaryota; Metazoa; Arthropoda; Insecta; Diptera; Culicidae. The transcript is spliced from 6 exons. Gene Ontology annotation, molecular function: olfactory receptor activity; odorant binding. Gene Ontology annotation, cellular component: plasma membrane. The coding region runs from base 1 to 1200 and encodes 399 amino acids.
AUGAAAAUCUGGGAACGAUAUCUCAAGCGCCAGAGAGCUCUGUUCCGUUUAAGGUAUCAAUCACCGAAGCAACUCUUUGACAGUGCAUGCGAACUGUUGAUCAAGUGCUUUGCUGUGUGUGGAGGCGAACGGAUGAAACCGGGAUACACGCGACGCAAUCCUAGGUUAAUCUUUCUCGUCACCGAUUUGAUCCUGUACCUGUUUGUGAACCUCUACUCGAUAGCGAUCGUUUGGGGUUCGCUGAUGGAUGUGGUGUUUUGCUUCGUAACUUUGGGAAUCGCCAUUCAGGGCCUCGCAAAGAUUGAAGCGUUCACCUGUCCAGAGCUAAACGAUCUUCACCUAUACAAUGUGGGUCGCUUUCAGCUGCCACCUCGCUUUCCGGAAGUGGAAGAAGCACUGUUUCACACAGCGGCGAUGUGUAAGGUGUUUAUUCGGAUCCUAGCUGUGGCGUUUUCAAUUGUUGCCAUCGCCAUCUAUUCGUACGCCAUCUUGAUGCCCCUGGUGGAAGGGAAAUUGUCGCUUGCCUUUGGAUUCUAUCUGCCCUUUAUAGACUAUCGGACACCGAUCGGCUUUGCGAUAAAUUGGGUGUAUCAGUUCAUACAGGUUUCGGAGGGAUGUAUCGGACUGAUGGCGUGUGAUACUUGUUUGUUGUUUUUGAUCGUAAAUGCAACGGGCCAGAUGGAUCUUAUCAUCAUCUAUUUGCGACGGCUAACGGAGCUGAUCGACAGUAAUAAUGCUGGUCAGAAUGAUGAGAAAAUUGCUGAUCUGAUUGGAGACAUCGUGGUGAAGCAUUUGGAACACACGAAAUAUGUCACAGACAUGGACAAACUUUUGAAGAAACAGUUCUUCAUUAACUUCAGUUGCAUAAUCUUCGAGCUUGUGGCAUCGCUUGCGAUCGUCGUUCGGUUUCCAUGGUAUCCCGGGAUGGCCAUUGCUUUAAUUUGCACCAUACAGCUCUUCGUCAACUGCUCCCUGGGGACGUAUCUUUCAUCGAAGAAUGAUAAACUAGUGGAAGAGAUUUACAACGUGAACUGGUACGGUCUUUCAACAAAGCACCAGAAAACUCUGCAACAAGUACUGCUCACCUCGCAACAUCCUGUUGUACUCUCGGACGGCUUUGCAGCCAUUGAUCUAUACAAUUUUGUGGAGAUUUAUAAGAAAAUUUAUUCCUACUUGAUGGUUUUGCAGAACAUGUCAUAA